Dibothriocephalus latus is the source of this 495-nucleotide messenger RNA. NCBI's taxonomy places the organism in Eukaryota, Metazoa, Platyhelminthes, Cestoda, Diphyllobothriidea, Diphyllobothriidae. The record is from the annotation of a GenBank genome assembly.
AAAAUAAACCUGGCUGCUGCAGCCGCGGCAGGGCUAGCAAUGCGUCUCACACAGCUAAACGUUCAAGUCAGUGGAGGAAAACUGGAUCCAACAAAAGGCCUUUUCGCACCAAUGAGCAGUCAGGACGUCUACGUGCCCGUCACGCCGGGGAUCACCUUCCACUUCGAGAACUACGGAACCAAUGAGAUCCGCGGUCUUUACGACAUGUUCAUCUUCUCCAUCAAUCUGGAGGCCUCUGGCGCCCGUCGAAAUGUCUCCCAGAUGACUUUCGAUGAGACAUUCCUGCUGACCGAUGUGAUUCUUUGGCCGCUCGUUGCGGUACGGAGAAGAGCCAAAAAGGUUUGGCCCGAGGGAAGUACUGGGCCGAACCACAACCCCUGCCUAAUUUAUGACUGUGCAAUGACCGAUACCGUUCAGGCAAUUUCUCUCAUUCUCCUGGGAGGAUUCAUCAUCGUCGGCGUCACCAACCUCGCCAGGGUUACGUACCGCAGGUAG